UCACACCGGAGCACGAGCGGCUGCCUCAACUGUCUCUGAGCGAGUCAGUCAACGAAAACUCAGCAGAACAUGUGUUGAACUACACGGUGUGCGGCGUUUCGGUGGAUGCUGACUGGAUAACUCUUCAGGGGUCCCUCGCAUGAAAAGUCUGUUCUGUUUGCAGCUCUGUUCCCAGUGUAACCAGCCUCUCGCUUUAUUACCGGCAGAGGAGGGAAGCGGUGUGGACAAUGAGAGGACCUGCAAGUGGAUAACUAUGCUACAGAUACAUGUCAGGACCAAUCAGAACAAGCGCCCACAGGCACACACAUGGCCUUGUAAGCUGUGACUGUGAACCUUACUAUCAAGGAAAUUCCCCAGUCCUCCAGGGUCACCGUGGGUUUUCUAUCUGCUGGUUUGUACAGCUGCACAAGCUUCUGUUUCCACAACACGCAUACAAAACACACACAGAGUACACUCUGUAUGGACGUGCUGUCUUAGUUACUCGAGAGGUCACUGGAAGCUGGAAGUUAUUAUUUACCCCAGCACAUACCUAUGACCAUGAUGGCACGCUUAAAUUAAAAACGUUUGGGUCUGUUGUGUAGCAUGACCUGAAGUGGAUCUCUCUCAUCAUCAUCAUACUGCAGCAAAACAAAGGAUAAAGCGGGAAGCUCCAGGGAUGGCUACUGAAGAAAAUCAGACACAGGUCGGGGCUGCAGUUCUGGCUCAGCGUGCUUCACCACCGUCUGCUGGGAGCCGACCCAGCAGGGAAUCCAGACAUGCAAGUAACAGCCAGGAAGUACAGCGACACUCUGACCAAUUGUGGCAGUCAAAACAGCGGAGCAGCCCUUCCCUCCUCUUAUAUAGGAAGUUGUCAUGUGACAGUGGGAAAGGGACAAUUUUGGACGAGGAAUCUGAGUGUUUGGAUUACAGCUCAGAAGUUUUGAGGACUGAAGAGAAACUCUAUCCAGAGCCUCCGGCUGGCAAAAGAAUUGAAGGACUAACUAACACGGUUACUCCAAUACCUGGGAAAAGUUCAGAGGCAUCUCCAUGCCAGCUGGACACCUCAGGAGAGGGUGUGGAUGCAGGCAGAAACAGAACUGGCAGCACCCACUGCUCCUGCACCAUGUCUAGCCUUUACAUGAGUCCAAACAUCUACUGUUGCCACAGCCCCAGAUCCAGUCCAAGCCCCAGCUCCAGCCCUGUUCAUAGCCCUCUCAUCAGCUCCAGACCCUCUCGGCCCAAACAGCGACACAUCCGCCGCAGCAGCCUGCCUGUGUCUAUGCUGGCUUUCCACAAGACAUCCCCCUACCUCUCACCUUGGUGCAGUCCAGCCAGUGAACCAAACUCUUUGGUGUCCUCUCCCUGUAGUUCCCCCUCUGCCAACCACCGCCAGCAUCACCAAAAUGGACACAUCCACCGGCACCACCUGAAAGAUGGCUACUCAAGUUUAGAAAGGCUCAAUCGAAGGCCCAGGGUUAACAAAUGCUCCCUGGAGAAACUAUUCCUACGACGGGCAUCUCUAGAAACCAUGACAACAACCCUGAGGAACAAGGAGAGGUCAUCCUCUCGAGUGGCCAGGAACUAUAAUGGGGGCAGCAGCAGUGAUGAGGGCGAUGGAGAAGGUCUCUUGGAUAGCACAGAGUUUAUUAGGAACCGUAAAGCGCGAUCCACUGUCCUGGUGAGGCGUUUCUUCAAGAAUAAUCAAAAGGUGACCAAGUCAGUGUGUACUGGAACCAGAGCAAUUGUCAAGACACUGCCGUCUGGACGCAUCUCAGAGGCGGUCUGGGAGGUGGUUGUUUAUCGCAGGACACGUCGACCCAGCAAGAAGGAUGUAUGGCCAAUCUUAAUGCGCAAUGGGGGAAAAGAAUUAAGAGUCUACAGGGAGAUACUACGUCUUGUUGGAGUUAAGCUACAGCAGGUUAAAAACUAUGUGCAGGACAGAGAGGAACUCAACCUGAUUCAUCCUGCCAAAAAACUCCUGCUGUCUUUCCCUGGAUGUGUGUGUCUCAGGGAGUCUCGCUGGCUAUUGGACACUGCCAGUCCAGCCAGACCAGACAAGAUUCCCUGCCUUAAUCCCCAGUGUUGUCGUCCUUUUCAUCUACCAAGGUUUUACCGUGCUUGUGACCAAAGGACGUCAGUGUGUUCCCUGCUUACUGGAGCACUGCUAGAGGCCACAGCCGCUCUUGGUGCCCGCUCCGCUCUACUUUACCCUUUGCCCCAGGGCCCCAACAGCCACGCUGUGCUGAAAGAGCGUCAGCUGGCCAACAGUAUGACCAGCAGCAGCAGUUCUAUUCCUCCCAGUGUCAGUGGGAUCAGUAAGGAGCUGGCAGAGGUGCGCCACCUUGUUCAGUUCCCAGAGGAGAUCGCCUGUAUCCUCACCGAGCAAGAGCAGCAGCUCUACCAACGGGUCUUUCCCUUGGACUACCUCUGUUUCCUCACUCGAGACCUGGGCAGUCCAGAGUGUCAAACCAAACGACACCCAAACCUCAAGGCCUCGCUGUCUGUGCCCACCAUGCCUACCCAGAGUGCUCAGCGAAGUAACGCUGUGGAGGACCUGGUAGCGCGCUUCAAUGAGGUGAGUUCAUGGGUGACGUGGCUGAUCCUGACAGCAGGAUCCAUGGAGGAGAAGAGAGAAGUUUUCUCCUACCUGGUCCAUGUGGCCAAAUGCUGUUGGAACAUGGGAAACUACAACGGUGUCAUGGAGUUCCUGGCUGGACUCAGGUCCCGCAAGGUGCUGAAGAUGUGGCAGUUCAUGGACCAGUCAGACAUUGAGACCAUGAGGAGCCUUAAGGACGCCAUGGCUCAGCACGAGUCUUCUUCUGAGUACAAGAAAGUUGUGACCAGAGCUCUCAAUAUUCCAGGAUGCAAGGUGGUGCCAUUCUGUGGGGUUUUUCUGAAGGAGCUGAGUGAGGCGUUGGAUGGGACAGCAAGCAUCAUCAGCCUCAAACCUCCUCCAGAUAAUACAGAGGACUCAAUAGAAUUUGUGUCUGACUACAGCGGCCAGCACAACUUCAUGUCACGGUCUGGUCCAGAUGGGCUACACGUCCCAGAAAAAGAAGCUACUGUCAGUAAUAUCCUCCAGAUUAUCAGAUCUUGUAAUCGUAGUUUGGAGGCAGAGGAUCCCGAUGAGGCGUCCACUAGUCCCUCUUCUACUGGCCCGUCCCCUUCGUCCAGAAACAACUCCUUCAGGGACCGCUGUCGCAAUCAAUUCAUGGUAGGAGACUUGUCAGAUUCAGAGGGCGACUUGUCGUCUGAACCGGUAAAGGAGGUGGAGUUUCAAGGCACUGAGGAGACACACAGAGCUUUCAGCCAUGGCACUGAGCUCAUCCCCUGGUAUGUGUUGUCGCUACAACCAGACGUUCACCAGUUUCUGCUGCAGGGGGCUACAGUGAUCCACUAUGACCAGGACAGCCACCUCACAGCUCGCUGUCUGCUGCGACUACAACCUGACAACACAACACUCACCUGGGGUAAGCCUCAGAGCGGAGGGGCUUCCCCCACAGAUCCACCACUGGGAUUAGGACAGACUGUAGUGGCUGGACUAGCAGAGGGCCUUUUGGACCUGGGUGUGGUGAAGGCAGUGUUCCAAGGUCAUCAGGGAGUCGAUGUUCAUGCUGUAUGUUUGCAAAACAAGCUGAGCCAGAUGACAGUGGAGGAGAAUGGUCUCAGCCUCCUCUACGGUCUCAGUACCACCGACAACAGACUCCUGCACUUUGUGGCCCCCAACCACACGGCACAGAUGCUCCAUAAGGGCCUGUCAGAGUUGGUGAAUGCAACCAGAAAAUUAAAGAAGUUUCCUGACCAAAGGUUGCAGUGGCUGAGGAGGCAGUAUGUCAGUUUGUAUCAGGAGGAUGGCAGGUAUGAAGGUCCUACACUAGCCCAUGCCAUUGAGCUGUUUGGUGGGCGGAGGUGGAACAUGGGUACAGGUGGAGUGGAAAAACCUGGCGGCCAGAAAAACAGCCCUCUCAACGAUAAGACCAAGAAGAAGAAGAAGGUCCUUGUCAGGGGAGACAGUGGGGAUGCCACAGAUGAUGAGAUGGUUUCCAGGAAAACACGGAGCUGCAAGGAGGGACUGUAUCGAAAUGGACCAGAGUCUGACAGCAUUGACCAAGAAGAUCCAGAGGACAGCUUCCCUGGACCAUUCUCUCUCUCAUCCAGCAUGGCGGCGUCCAACCAGUCCCGCCCGCAAUCCUCUCCGAUCCUCUCAGGAACUGCUAAGUCACAGCCUGGGGCAUGGAGCAGCAGGUCCUGGCACGGUCGAGGUAAAGGCUGUCUCAAAGGCUUCCAGAACCUCAUGAUUUCUGACAGCACGAUGAGCUUCAUUGAGUUUGUUGAGCUCUUCAAGUCCUUCAGUAUCCGAAGCAGGAAGGACCUGAAAGAGCUGUUUGACACCUUUGCCGUCCCCUGCAGCCGUUCAAGUCCAGAGUCUGCUCCUCUCUACACCAACCUCAGGAUAGACGACAAAGACUCAGGGCUACAGCCGGACCUCGACUUGUUAACCCGCAACGGCUCUGAUCUUGGCCUGUUUAUCCGAACGAGGCAGCAGAUGUCUGACAACCAGAAGCAGAUCUCAGACGCCAUUGCAGCAGCCAGCAUUGUGACCAAUGGGACAGGAGUGGAAAACGCAUCACUAGGCGUCUUGGGAUUGGCUAUUCCUCAGCUCAAUGACUUUCUCAUUAAUUGCCAGAGAGAGCACCUCAGCUAUGAUGAGAUUCUUAGCAUUAUACAGAAAUUUGAGCCCUCAUCAAGCAUGAGACAAAUGGGUUGGAUGUCAUUUGAAGCCUUUGCAAGGUUCCUGAUGGAUAAGGAAAACUUUGCUUCCCGUAUUGAGGAAUCCCAGAUUAACCCGGAGGAGCUGCAGUAUCCUCUGUCCUACUACUACAUUGAGUCUUCUCACAACACCUAUCUGACUGGACACCAGCUCAAAGGAGAGUCCUCUGUUGAGCUUUACAGUCAGGUGCUGCUGCAAGGCUGCAGGAGCGUCGAAUUGGACUGUUGGGAUGGUGACGACGGCAUGCCAGUCAUUUACCACGGACACACACUCACCACUAAGAUUCCCUUUAAGGAUGUGGUGGAAGCAGUUAACCGGUCUGCAUUCGUCAAUUCUGACAUGCCCGUCAUCCUGUCCAUAGAGAACCACUGCUCCCUCCCACAGCAGCGCAAGAUGGCUGAAAUCUUCAAGACGGUGUUUGGGGAACGUCUCGUAACACGCUUCCUCUUUGAAAGUGACUUCAGCGAUGACCCGCACCUGCCGUCGCCGCUGCAGCUACGGGGGAGGAUCCUCCUGAAGAACAAGAAGCUCAAAGCCCACCAGGCACCAGUGGACAUACUCAAACAGAAGGCUCACCAGCUGGCCCACAUGCAAGCCCAGGCUAGCAAUGGGGCACCAGGGGUUACUUCGCCUGGCAACCACACCAAUGAGGAAGAGGAAGAGGAAGAAGACGAGUACGACUAUGACUAUGAAUCUUUAUCAGAUGCUGAUGUCCUCACAGCCUCUACUGCCUCAUAUGGCCUGGAAGAUAACAUCCUGGAUGAUAAGCCAGAAGGGAAGAGCUCAGCAGACAAAGAAGAGCAACCUGUUGAUGAAAUACCAAAGAGGAUGAAGAAGUCUGAUAGCACUACACAGAGCAAAGGAAAGGUGUUUGACAUGGAGCUGGGCGAGGAGUUUUACCUUCCUCAGAACAAGAAGGAGAGUCGACAGAUUGCCCAGGAGCUGUCCGACCUCAUCAUCUACUGCCAGGCUGUGAAAUUCCCUGGCCUGUCCACACUGUCUCCAGCCGGGUCUGGCAGAGGAAAAGACCGGGGAAAGAGCAGAAAGUCCAUAUUUGGCACAGCUCCUGCUCGCUGCACAACAGGGGAGGUCACAAGCCAGAGCCGCACCCCUGGGAAAGGUGGAGCUGAGCGGCUGAGCUGGGAAGAGCAGCAGACGUCUCCCAUCCUCAACCCCCCGACCUCUCUCAGCGCCAUCAUCCGCACACCCAAAUGCUACCACAUCUCCUCCGUCAACGAGAAUGCCGCCAAGCGCCUGUGCCGGCGUUACUCUCAGAAGCUGAUCCAGCACACGGUGUGCCAGCUGCUCAGGACUUACCCAGCAGCCACCAGGAUCGACUCAACAAACCCAAACCCUCUGCUGUUCUGGCUGCACGGCAUUCAGCUGGUGGCACUCAACUAUCAGACUGAUGACCUGCCCAUGCAGUUGAACACAGCUUUGUUUGAGGCCAACGGUGGCUGUGGCUACGUCCUGAAGCCGGCAGUGCUGUGGGACCGCAGCUGUCCGCUCUAUCAGCAGUUCUGUCCGAUGGAGAGGGACGUGGAGAAAAUGAGCCCCGCCGUCUAUUCCCUCACUAUUGUCUCUGGUCAGAACGUCUGUCCUGGAAACAGCGCCGGCAGCCCCUGCCUCGAGGUGGACAUUCUGGGCAUGCCCAUUGACAGCUGCCACUUCCGUACCAAACCCAUCCACCGCAACACCCUCAACCCCAUGUGGCAUGAGCACUUUCAGUUCACCGUGCACUUUGAAGAGAUGUGCUUCUUGCGCUUCGCUGUGGUGGAGAACAACAGUUCUCAGACUACUGCUCAGAGAACUCUGCCUCUUAAGGCCCUCAAGCCAGGUUACAGACAUGUGCAGUUGAGGACACAACAUAAUGAACCUCUCGAAGUGUCGAGCUUGUUUAUCUACAGCCGCAGAACAGAGGAAGGUCCCACAGGGGGCGCUACUCCCUCAUCACUGCUGUUCAGUUCGGAGGAGAAACAUUUGUCGCAGCAGCACAGGGUGACGGUGUAUGGAGCUCCUGGUCCUGAACCCUUCACUGUGUUCUGUAUCACCGAACAGACGACCGCCAAACAGCUGCUAGACACAGUCGUCGCAUCUUCGGGAAACCCGUCAGAGUACUUCCUGUGCGAGGAGAAGGUUCCUCUGCUGAAGGAGCGCAGUGAGGUGAAGCGCUGUCCUCAGCAUCGUGCUCUUGCACCCGAGGAGGAGGUGGUCAGACUGGUCUCUAGCUGGAACACUGAGGAGGGAUAUGUGGGGAGGAUCUGCCUCAAAACCAGAGAGGAGAAGUUAAAUGAGAAGAACACAGCGCUGGAGGGAGAGGAGGAGGUGACUGUGGGAGGAAGAGAAGGAGCAGGAGGAGGAGGAGCAGAAGACGAUAUGUUCUUUGUCCAGGUCCAUGAAGUUUCACCAGAGCAGCCUCAUACUGUGAUCAAGGUCCCACGCUACAGCACUGCUCAGGACAUCAUACAGCAGACUCUGUCAAAGGCCAAGUAUUCCUACAGUAUCCUAUCAAACCCCAACCCAUGUGACUACGUCCUGAUGGAGGAAGUGACAAAGGACGCUGGCUCUAAGAAGUCCUCCACUGCCAAGCCCCUGCAGCGAGUGCUGCUGGAUCAUGAGUGUGUCUAUCAAGCUCAGAGCCGCUGGCGGGGCGCGGGAAAGUUCAUUCUUAAACUCAAAGAGCAGGUGGUGCGGGAAGACAAAAAAAAGGUAAUUUCCUUCGCCAACGAGCUGAAGAAACUGACUAGUCGCAGCCGCAGCAUGACGACUGGUGGCGGAGUCGACGGUCCUGCCCAGAGUUAUCUGUCUGCAGCUGCGGGUCUGAAGGCAUGGGUGGCAGAGGGCAGGGUGUGGCCAGGAAGGUUCCUACAGGCGGCCUCCUCCUCCUCCUCCUCCUCCUCCUCCUUAAGGGGGCAACUCCAACCUGUCCACCUACCCACCUCCUCUCUGACCCCCCUAAGCUGGAAGCUUCACCUACUCAGGAACUGGAAGAUCCACAAAUGAGUCUGCAGAGAGAGAAGAUUUGGGUUGACUACUUCUAAACUUGGAGGAUUGUGGUGUCCACAUAGUGUGGAAUUCGCGGAUAUGCGCCCCCCUUAAGUCCCAAAGGAGUCUGAUCCUGUCUUGUGCUAGUUGAGCAAGUGGAGGACAGGAUUGAGUCCAAGCCCCAUUAAUGGGUUCAGGUGACAAAUGUUCAGCCCCUUUUUAAUUGGUUGAAUGAUAGACAGGAGUUUCACCAGGCGCCACGUUAGAGCAGUGAUGGUCAUGUGGGCAGGUUGCACUGGCUUGUCUUGGUUUAUUGGUUGUAGUGUGGCUCCACAGGGAGUCCAGAGUACCAGGGGCAGCUGCUGUUGUUGAAGUCAUCAGCUAUGUGAUCAGGGACACUUAUUCUCUUGCCAAUAUACAGGAGGAAUUUGUCAAACAUGUCACAUUAAAAGGAUGAAGAGGUUUGUUUUUAGAUGUGCCAGAAGUAGGAAAAUGAGUUUAGUGAACCACAAAAGAGUUGACUUAUGGACAAAUCAAAUAUGGCUCUGCAAGAGAUGUCCUGUGUCCUAGCACAGGCUACAGUUAGCUAUAUCAUUUAUUUGGAUCAAAGUUUAUAAACUACUCCCCUUUUUUCUGGUACCACACACAUAAAGCACACAGCAGACGGAGAGAGAUCUGCUUGGAAAAAAUGGAAGGAGAGAAGUAGGAGAGUACGAAAACAGUAUUCUUCUCUCUUUCUCAGGUAUGGGGCUCGUUUGGCUGAGGGCAUUGUGGAGGGGGCUGACAAGCUGGCUUGUUGGGUUCUUUUCUAACUGUUCCAGUUUCACAGUACUGUAAGGGCACAUUUUGGGCACAGAAAGAGGCAACAAAGUGAAACGACCUAUUAGAUAUUCUGUAAUGGAAGCAGCAAUGCUUUAGGAGGUUUCUUGGACACUACUGUCUCUGCCCUAAAGGUAAAUAGACAUGAACAGCAUUUUAAGGCAGUGUUGGUGCGCAGUAUUGUUGAUACAGUUGCUCUUCCACAUUGCCUUAAAAUGUUGCAACACUGCCUUUAACUUUUGGUUAUUUUUUAGCUGUGUCUUUGAGGAGGAUCUGAGGCUCGUUUUCACAAAGUGUUUUAGUUCUGUUAUCAUUGUAUGUCAACGGGCAUUUUAUCUUGCCAACCAAAUCCAAAAUCAAAUUUUAGAGGUAUUUUCAUUUAGGAAUACUGCCUUGUUAAAGCAAGUAAAAAGAAAAAGAAAGUUUAAAAGGUUGUCUAAACACAAGUGGCCAUACAAAACCUUUUAUGUACAGAUGUUCAAUAUUGAAUCUGAAUGCUAACGAGCUAUUGUGGCUAAAUUGAGAAAUGUAAACACUUUCACCUCAUUGUGACAAAGCCUUUACAAAGAAAAACUAAAAAUAUUUCCUUCAGUUUCCCCCUAUGUUUGAAUGGAACAAUGAUGAUGCCAGCACUAAGAUCCUUUAUAAAAACAGCCUUGUCUUCUUCAAACAGCAUUUUGCACAUUUGUUUUCCUUUUGCUGUCAUCUUCUGUGUGUUUGUGUAAUUUGUCUGAAAAAUGGCAGACUUGAUUGUUAUGAGAUGGUCAAAAUGUUUUUUUUUUUUUUAAUUAUGAUCAUAUUUAUUACUUUUGAUUUCUGCCCAGUUGCGAAUUUAGUUUUGAGGAAAAAAAUAUUGUUAACAGAAAGAAUUGCAUUUCACUUUAGUUUAUUGGCCUACAUGUGCUGUCCUUGAUUUUGAAUGCAGUAUCUUUAUAGGUUACUAGUAUUGAUUGAUUGUCAAUAAUGAUUGUAGACUUUUCUUUAUUUCAAUUUCUUUCAGAAUUUACUAAGAUUUAUUCUAUCUUUAUUCUAUUUUGAUGUGUAACAUUUCCAUAUUUUUAAAAUUAUGAUAAAGUUUAGAUUCUCUUCUCUCUUUAGGACAUAGUUUAGUUUUGUUUGGCAUUUCAGUUUUUAAUAUGUAGAUAUCCCCUCUAGUUGCUGAGCCACAAGGAGUCCAUUAAAGGUUUUAAAUCUAUAGGAGGAAAAAGUAAAAUUUGAAAAGAAACUUUGACAACAAAAAUCAAGACCAUGAUGACAAAGUACACAGCUGCCGUACUGCACUGUGUAUUUACAGUUACUUAACAUUAUACAGACAAAAUGACAACUUUCCUAUAUGAAAUCGGAAGAAAGCCAGUUUUGUGAGUUAACCCACUGAACAAUUUGGGGUUAAGAAUAAAUUAAAAAAAGGUAAAUUUGUCAUUUAUUUUAACCCACAUUUAAACAUAAAUCUUGUUGAAAAGCUUCCUAAAACCUGCAAACCGUGAACACUUCAUGUUAAGUAAAAUGUUACUUAAAGCCCCUGUCAAGCAACAAGCAACUGUCAUUUUGUGUCAAUUCUGGCGGCCCCUGUGGACAACAGUGGUAGUGUUUCUGCUGCCUCGUUUCAUUGAUUUCAAGGGGAAUCCGACUGAAUCCGAUCCAAAUUCUGUGGCAUGUAUUAAGAAUAACAACAUAGAAAUAGUCGAUCAUCCUCACUGAUGGUCUUGUUUAUGUAUGUACGUCAUAUAGGGGCAUCAGUAUAUUCUACUAUAGUUUAAUAACCAGUAAAAAAAACUCCUUGUCAUGAUUAAAAUGCAAUUUUUUUUAUUUCAUAGGCAGUCUGGCCAAUAGUAGCCACACUCCUCAAGAUGAAUUGGACUUUUGACCUUUUAAUUUAUUUUUAAAUAAAACUUUGCUCAAUGCCAAGUAAUGACAUUUGAAUUUUAGUGCAAUAGUAAAGUUCUGUCACUUCAACCCCUUUAGGUUUUGACUCCUGACCUUGACGUGUCUAAAUCUGUCAAAACUGAUAUCAUUCACUCACAAAGGUGAUCCUUUGUCAGUGGUCAGGCAGCAGGUCGAUGCUUAAUGGUAGUGAAGGUAGAUUAGAUUGUGAUCAAAGACACCACAAAUCAGCGAUAGUUAGGCUGAUAGGUUCACUGUAAUCCUUUUAUCCAUUCCGGCUUUUUGUUGUUAUAAUUGAAAUACGAUUAUGCAAAAGAUCAGAUUUCAUAAACUGGUGAUUACUUACAACUACCAUGCUGGAUAAAAGAGAUAUCAGCUGAUAUGACUAUGUGAAUUUCACACUGACUUUACACAGAAAGGGACAUUUUCUGUUCAGUUCUAAAUCUGUAAUCAGUGAGUGCUUCAUCAUAUCUUCACAUUCUUCAGGCAGAGCUGUGUUUCUUGUUUUCCUUCUUCUAACCUGUAGACCUCAUUUCUGAAUGUAACAUUUCUUAACGUGUUGAACCUGAGACAAAUGUGUGUUUGGAUGUUAUUUAUUUUAAUGUGAAGCCCUGGUUGGCAAUUAUCUGGUGUUGUUGUUUAUGUAUUAUUUCCUGUUAGUAGUUUAAUGUGUUUUUUUAUUUAUUUCAAUAUGUGAGAGGAUAAACUCUCCACUGCCCUAAUUUUACUCAAACUUAUUUAGAUACGUAAAGAAAUAUUUUACUUUAUGUGUAAAAUAUUCAGUAUAGUAUUCAUAUUCCUGGCAUGUUAUUCUGCAGUACACAGCAGCGUAUUUUAAUGCCUUUUAUUUGUUUUCAUAAAUGUGGACAAAAGCUGACAAUUUUAAACUUUUUUUUGGUGUAUUCAUUAUAUCCACUGAAUAUGGCAUAUGUAUUUGCUGACUGUGGCCUGUUUCAUCUUUAGCACUCUGUUAUUUCCAUAAGAUGUGCAUGAUACCCUUUAACAUCCACUAUCUGUGUUAUGAUGUGGCUGUCAAGUGAACAUUUGUCUAUUUACUUGAAUUUUUAAAUGGAUAAAUUGGUGGAUUCGUCAUAUACCAGGAUCACAAUAAAAAUAUAAGUACUUAA
This is a messenger RNA of Dicentrarchus labrax (European seabass), 11562 nucleotides long. It is a transcript of the gene plce1, whose product is annotated as phospholipase C, epsilon 1. Gene Ontology annotation, molecular function: phosphatidylinositol-4,5-bisphosphate phospholipase C activity; guanyl-nucleotide exchange factor activity. NCBI's taxonomy places the organism in Eukaryota, Metazoa, Chordata, Actinopteri, Moronidae. The coding region runs from base 656 to 7753 and encodes 2365 amino acids. The transcript is spliced from 46 exons. Gene Ontology annotation, biological process: small GTPase-mediated signal transduction; phosphatidylinositol-mediated signaling; lipid metabolic process. The record is from RefSeq and is a predicted model, not a curated record.